Molecule: messenger RNA, 270 nt
Organism: Histoplasma mississippiense
Lineage: Eukaryota; Fungi; Ascomycota; Eurotiomycetes; Onygenales; Ajellomycetaceae
Exons: 2
Coding region: 1-270 (89 amino acids)
Source: RefSeq, a predicted model, not a curated record
AUGGAUGAGAGUACCCCCGCCGUGGUCAACCGCGAAGACCCCGGUCCUGUCAUUUCAGUCUCAUCGCAUUCAGUCGAGAACAGUCCUAGUGCAACUGGAGAUAAGACUAGCCAUGAUUCUGUCGGAUCCGGGCUCUCAGCUCGGCGACUGAAAAAUAAGUUCAAAGGCAUGAAGUCCGAGGCUAAAGCACUGAACGAUUGGGCAACUGGAUCCUCAUUGCAGGAAUUGUUGUUAACAAAUCAGAUUAUGGGAGCAGGUUAUACCCGUUGA